Messenger RNA from Didymodactylos carnosus, 1725 nucleotides. NCBI's taxonomy places the organism in Eukaryota, Metazoa, Rotifera, Eurotatoria, Philodinida, Philodinidae. The record is from the annotation of a GenBank genome assembly.
AUGCCACGAACUUUCAUAAUAAAAGGCCGAGAUCCUCGUUAUUUAAAAGAUUAUUUUGAAGCCGCUCUUAGAGAAAUUUCCAAUGGUAGUGAUAUCCGUGCUGUCGGCAGAAAAUACAAUAUACCUUUUUCGACUUUACAACUUCAUAACGUAUCACAAGCCGUCCAUCUUGGUACCGGACGUUCAACACAUUUUACCGACAUUGAAGAGACAUAUUUGGUCAAUAUUGUAGCUGUGUUACAAGGAUGGGGCGAACCCAUAACACCGAAAGAAUUAGUUAAAAUUGCUACAUCUUAUGCAAAAGAACUUGGAAAAUAUAAAACAUUUAAAAAUGGACAACCCACGAUAGAAUGGUAUUAUACAUUUAUGAAGCGUCAUCCACAAUUAACAACUGCGAAAUCUAUUCCUCUUGAGUUACGACGAGCAAAAAUUACACAAACAAUUAAGCAAGGUGGUACCGGUGGUAAAUCAUAUUAUUCUGUUUUAUUCUGCGUUAGCGCAAGCGGUGUCAUAUUACCACCAUACACAAUUUAUAAAGCAAAAAAAUUAUAUGGCAAUUGGUGCCUAAACGACCCUACUGGCGCCGGUUUUAAUACGAGUGCCAAUGGUUGGAUGGAAGAUAAUGUAUUUUAUGAAUGGUUUAAGAACAUGUUUCUUCCUCUAACCUCAACAACACCAAAACUAAUUUUGUUAAUACUGGAUGGACAUACUUCUCAUCGUCGUGUACGUACCACUGAAUUAGCUAUUACCAAUGGUAUUGUUUUGUUACGCAUUCCACCACAUUCAACUCACAUUUUCCAACCUCACGACGUUACAUUUUUUAAACCAAUAAAACAAAAAUACCGCGAAAUUUUAGCUGAAUAUUAUGCAGUAUCUGGAUAUGAAAAGGUAUCAAAAAGUACUUUUCCAUCACUCUUAUUAAAAUUAUUUCAAUCAACGGCGAUUAAGAAUGUCAAUAUUAUCAAAGGUUUUAUUGAAACCGGAAUUUAUCCAUUAGACAAAUCAGCCAUUCGUCCACAGAAAAUAUUAAAAUGUAAUCACACUUUGAUCAUCAUUUUCUCUUUAUUCUUAGUCACUAUUCAUAUGGACUUAUCUCGAGCAUCAGAAUCGACAAUCGAAGUGGUCAUAACAUCAGUAUCUCCAUUGAGUCCUCGAGCGGCAAUUUAUAAUGCUCUUUUAUCCAUGCGUCCACCUGUCAUUGAACAGCCACCAACCAAGAAGCUGAUUCUUGAUCCUCAAGCAGGACAACUUUUAACAUGUGAAGAAGCAUUACGUCAGAUGAGGGAGAAAGAAGAGGGAGCAGUCAAGAAGGCGAAACCAGUUCAGAAAAGGACAUCAGUGAAACAAAAAAAGAAUUCCAAAGCAAAGAAAUUGUGCACAAUUGAAGAUGUUGUUUUGGACACUUUACAUAAGACAAUGACUGAUCAACAGCAACAACAAAAUGCCACGUUGCUAGAUGGUUCGUUCGAAGAUAGUUCUGAAAAACAGAUAUUUCCCACAUUACCAGCGAAUGUCUCAGCAAUAGUUGAACACGAAUUAAAUUCUCCGUGUUCAUUUACAUUAGCCGAUAUUCAAGCAUUUCCAACAUUAGCUUAUUUUAAUCAUACAGUUAUACCUAUUAUUAUCGAAGGUUUAACACAAGUUGCCAAAGAACGUCCACCAAAACCAAUUGAAUAUUUGGCAUGCUUUCUUAUUAAAAACAAAGAACGGUUUGGAGAAAUUUGA